Molecule: messenger RNA, 1938 nt
Organism: Etheostoma spectabile (orangethroat darter)
Lineage: Eukaryota; Metazoa; Chordata; Actinopteri; Perciformes; Percidae
Gene: poldip3
Product: polymerase (DNA-directed), delta interacting protein 3
Exons: 10
Coding region: 3-1481 (492 amino acids)
Biological process (GO): poly(A)+ mRNA export from nucleus
Cellular component (GO): nuclear speck; nucleus
Molecular function (GO): mRNA binding
Source: RefSeq, a predicted model, not a curated record
UGAUGCACGCAUGCGCUGUGAGGCAUUGUGAGAAAAUGGCAGACGUCUCUUUGGAUGAAGUUAUACGACAGCGCGGUAUUAACCUCAAGGCACCAGCAAAACGACCCAUGUUUGGACGAGGUGCUGGAGGAGUUGGCAAGAGCUUUGACGCCCGCCAGAAGAUUGGAGCUAAUGAUGUCAGACAGCGGCUUGGAGGAGGAGCAGUUUUUCAAGUGAAAGAUGCCAGAGAAAAGCUGGGUCAGAAAGAUGCUCGCUUUAAAAUCCGUGGCAGGGGAGGAGGUGCAGGAGGAGGAGCAGGAGGAGUGCAGGAUGCCCGUCAGAUGAUCAACUCACGCAAACAGGGGCAGAAUCAGUUCAAUGUCCCUGCACAUAUAACGCAACAGGCGGCAGUAACACACCAUCUGCAGAGCCAGACACUUGUGCCUCAGAUACAGAUACACACCAACAACAAUCUUGCCAGUGUGAACACAAGGCAGUUUGGCCCGAAUGUUCAAGGAGGACUGAGUGUGAGGGGCAGCGUAACGCCACAGCUAAGCAAUAAUAAAAGAAUGAUGGAUGCUCGUGAUAGACUGAGCCUCAAGAGGAGCAUUGGAGGGACACAGGCAUCUGUUGCACCACCCCUAAAAAUAACUAAGACCAUCCAGCAACGCCCACUAGGAGCGGGGAUGUCGGCUGGAAUACGUCCAUCUUCGCAGCCUCUCUCAAAUGAGCCUGAUGGCCCCCACAAUAAACAAAUAAAGAUCACUACGGCUAAUAACAUGCUACAAUCACGGCCAGGUACAGUGGGCUCGGCAUUCUCCAUGUCAGCCCCAAUCACCAAGGUGGUUAAAAACGAUGCUUACACAGCCCCGCGUCCUCCUGUGCCUGUGGCUCCCACCCGCCCCAACACCAGCAUGGCUGCUACCCGGUCCUCAGCUGCAGCCCUACAACCAGUCUCCAGGACUCUCCAGCAAAGCCCAGCAGAAACCACCACAACAGCUCCUGCUCCCCCUCAGCCUACUUUUAGUCCUUUGGAGGGGACAAAAAUAACCGUAAACAACCUGCACCCCCGAGUCACCGAGGAAGACAUAGUUGAACUGUUCUGUGUGUGCGGGGCCUUGAAGCGAGCGCGGCUGGUGAAGGUGGGCGUGGCUGAAGUGGUGUUUGUGCGUAAAGAGGAUGCCGUGAGCGCAUACAGGAAGUACAACAAUCGCUGCCUGGACGGUCAACCCAUGAAGUGUAACCUUCAUAUUCAGGGAAAUGUCAUCACUUCUGAUCAGCCCAUUCUAUUGAGGCUCAGUGACACUCCAGGCAGCAGCACAAAGAAAGACGGUCUGCCGGCCUCUUUGACUCGUCCUUUCGGCCAGCGAGCCUCCUCUCAGCCUACUCCAGAGGUUGACCCUCAGACCAUCCUCAAAGCUCUGUUCAAGUCCACCGCACAGUCCACCUCCACCACUGAGCCCCCCAGCUCACAGGCCACUGCCUUUCGCAUCAAGAUAUAGCUCAUGUCUAGUGUGAAUAGACGUCUGUUCAAAUACAUAUUACUGCAUUCUCAGUGUUUCAUGUUGACAGCAGGCCGCCCACAUUCUCUCAAUAUGAAACCGAUUUUUACACGUUUGAUAUUCAUGACUUCUCUGAACGGGGAAUCGUGGACACGCAAAAUCGUUGUUUUGUGAUAUCCAUAUGUUACCCGUUUGUUUCUGGGAUGGACUAGUGGAAGAAAGUGUGAUGUGAUUUGUUGUUUUAAUCCAAUGUGGUGGGGUAUGCCAAAUCAAACUGGAUGUGUAGGGAUUUUUUUUUUUUUUUGAUUUAGUCAUUUGCGUACCAGCUCAUUUGAAUGUUUUUUUUUUUAUAUAUACAUAUAUAUUCCAGUUAAUCUCCACCCCACAUCUAAAAAAAAUGACUGUGCAGAAGAAAGACAACAAAAUCUAAUUGGCAGACACCGAGCAGCAUUGUCAU